AUGUCAGACUCAAAUAAAAUUAAAGUUAAAAAUCCAAUUGUUGAAAUGGAUGGUGAUGAAAUGACAAGAAUUAUUUGGCAAUUUAUUAAAGAUAAAUUAAUUUUUCCAUAUUUAGAUAUUGAUUUGAAAUAUUAUGAUUUAGGUAUUGAAUAUAGAGAUGAAACUGAUGAUCAAGUUACAAUAGAUGCUGCAAAUGCUAUAUUAAAAUAUGGUGUUGGUAUAAAAUGUGCUACUAUAACACCUGAUGAACAAAGAGUUGAAGAAUUUCAUUUAAAAAAAAUGUGGUUAUCACCAAAUGGUACUUUAAGAAAUAUUUUAGGUGGUACAGUUUUUAGAGAACCAAUUGUAAUUGAAAAUAUUCCAAGAAUUGUACCAACUUGGGAAAAACCUAUUAUAAUUGGUAGACAUGCAUUUGGUGAUCAAUAUAAAGCUACUGAUAUUGUUAUACCAAAAGCUGGUGAAUUAAAAUUAGUAUUUAAACCUAAAGAUGGUGGUGAAAUUAUAGAAUAUCCAGUUUAUGAUUUUGAUGGACCAGGUGUUGGUAUGUCAAUGUAUAAUACUGAUAAAUCAAUUACUGAUUUUGCUGAAAGUUCUUUCAAAUUAGCAAUUGACAGAAAAUUAAAUUUAUUUUCUUCUACAAAAAAUACAAUUUUAAAAAGAUAUGAUGGUAAAUUUAAAGAUAUUUUUGAAAAUUUAUAUGCAACUAAAUAUAAACAAGAAAUGGAUAAAAUUGGAAUAUGGUAUGAACAUAGAUUAAUUGAUGAUAUGGUUGCACAAAUGUUAAAAUCAAAAGGUGGUUAUAUAAUUGCAAUGAAAAAUUAUGAUGGUGAUGUUCAAUCUGAUAUAGUUGCACAAGGUUUUGGUUCAUUAGGUUUAAUGACUUCAGUAUUAAUGACACCAGAUGGAAAAGCAUUUGAAUCAGAAGCUGCUCAUGGUACAGUAACAAGACAUUAUAGACAACAUCAACAAGGUAAAGAAACUUCAACAAAUUCAAUUGCAUCAAUUUUUGCAUGGACAAGAGGUUUAAUUCAAAGAGGUAAAAUUGAUAAUACUCCAAAAGUUGUAAAAUUUGGUGAAGAUUUAGAAAAAGCUGUUAUUGAUACUGUUGCUCAAGAUGGUAAAAUGACAAAAGAUUUAGCAUUAGCUCAAGGUAAAACUGAUAGAUCAAGUUAUGUUACAACUGAAGAAUUUAUUGAUGCAGUUGCUGAUAGAUUAAAUAAAAAUUUAGAAAGUGCUAAAUUAUAA
Messenger RNA from Lodderomyces jiufengensis, 1245 nucleotides. It is a transcript of the gene IDP2, whose product is annotated as isocitrate dehydrogenase (NADP(+)). The record is from RefSeq and is a predicted model, not a curated record. Bases 1 to 1245 code for a protein of 414 amino acids. Lineage: Eukaryota; Fungi; Ascomycota; Pichiomycetes; Serinales; Debaryomycetaceae. Gene Ontology annotation, biological process: isocitrate metabolic process. The transcript has a single exon. Gene Ontology annotation, cellular component: mitochondrion. Gene Ontology annotation, molecular function: NAD binding; isocitrate dehydrogenase (NADP+) activity; magnesium ion binding.